AUGCCACCCGCCAUCAGUCCUGACGGCAAAGUCGACCGCUACUCCUCCGUCCACUUCUACAAGUGCAACUGCACCGCCUGUCUCAAGUUUGGCCUCUUCCAUAUGCGUCUGCCCAGGGCACCGCAGGAUUUCCUGCUGCUCUCUCCUCUUCAGCCGGAAAAUGACCUGACUGCCUACAAGAUUCUCGAGGAGGGGUCGACCUGGUACUUCUGUCCCACUUGUGGCGUCCGCUGUUUCUCCUUCGGAGGAAAGGGCAGGGUUAAGGAGGUGGAUGUUGAGGAGUGGGCGACCAAGCCAGCUGAUACAACAGACAUGAAGGCUGCUGCUGCCGCCGCCGCCGCCGCCGCAGGAGAUGAAGGCCCAAAGAAGAUCAAGACAAAGGCCUGGACGAUCGACGAGGAUGGCUGGGAUGAAGGGCUAAGAUCUUGCUAUCUCUCUGUCAAUGCGCAGACUCUUGAGCCUGAAGACGGCCUCGACCUCAGAGAGAUCGUUGACAAGAAGUGGCUCGGCUAUCUCGACUACCGCGAGAUGAAGGAGAAACAGCGCUUCGAUCGUCCUCAUGUCGGCGGCUCCUGGUGA
Molecule: messenger RNA, 579 nt
Organism: Trichophyton verrucosum HKI 0517
Lineage: Eukaryota; Fungi; Ascomycota; Eurotiomycetes; Onygenales; Arthrodermataceae
Exons: 1
Coding region: 1-579 (192 amino acids)
Source: RefSeq, a predicted model, not a curated record